GUUGAUCUCUGUGUCUGGCUGUAUAAUAUUCAUAGUCAUGGGUAUCUCAGUCCACGAAGAGGCCGAGAAGGCCCCCACACCUCUCAGUCCAGAACAAUUGAUUCAACGAUUUGGCCGGCUGAAUGUCCUGGAUGAUUUGGUUCGCCUGCGAGCAGCAGAUGCUAUCCAAGAACCCAUUCUUGCCUACCCUACCUCUGAAAAUGACCCUGCAUCAUAUGAAUACUUCUCCGGGCUGGACCUGGAUUCUAUGAUUAACCACGCCGCGUACACUUUAAUGGAAUAUGGCUUCAGGCCGCCCCGGGAUGAUGGUGCAGUAGUUGCCCUUUUCACUCAGUCUGAUCUCAACAUGGUCAUCACCUUUUUUGCCCUCAGCAGAUUGGGAUACACGGUCAUGAUGCUCUCUCCCCGUCUCUCUGCAGCCGCGUGCAUCUCUUUGUUGGAUGUUGUCGGCUGUGACACAAUUCUUUAUGGACAAACAUCAAGCAUCCGAAUCACAAUGGGCGAGAUACUGCUUUCGAGACUCGUGGCUUGCCGUCCUAUAAUACAGAGACCAUCUUUCGAUACCGUACAGCAGCCCGCCGCUGCCAGCCUAAACCGAAAUCCAAACACAGAGUCCCUGACCAACAAAACCGCUCUGAUCCUGCAUUCGUCAGGAUCGACCGGAGCCCCUAAGCCUUUGUUCCUAAGCCACAAAGCAUUGAUGACCCAUCCAUUGAGAGGACCUGGCUUGAGUUCAUUCAACUCUCUGCCGUGGUUCCACCUCCACGGUCUUUCGACAGCUUUCCAGGCAAUGUGGAUGAGAAAGACGGCGUUUAUGUGGAACGUCUCAGUUCCAAUCACUGCUGGCACGCUGAUUGCUGCCCUGGAGUCAGCCAGACCAGAGUCUGUUCAUGCUGUAGCCUACACGCUUCAGCUGUUAGUAGAUAGCUCAAGAGGCAUCGACGCACUUAGGCAAGCUAAGGUGGUUACCUUUGGUGGUGCACCUUGUCCUGACGAACUUGGUGAUCGGCUGGUGAGAGAAGGGGUUAGCUUUGGGGGUUCCUUUGGAAUGACCGAAGCUGGCCUGGUGGCUGAGUCAAUCUCGCGCCCGAAAGACGACCCGUACUGGAGCUAUAUGCGGUUUUUCGACAAUAUUCGCCCAUUCAUAUGGAUGAAGCCAAUAGGCGAUUCGCUAUAUGAGUGUGUAUAUCUCUCUGGGCAUCCAGCUCUAACCGCAUCCAACUCAAAUGAGCCACCGGGCUCGUUCCAUUCAAAGGAUGUCUUCACCCCGCACCCAACGAUCCCCGAGCGAUGGAAAUAUGUCACCAGGGUAGACGAUCGAAUUAAUUUGGUCAACGGCGAGAAGGUUUUGCCUCUACCAAUUGAAGGUUCAAUCAAGCAGGACCCUCUUGUUCAAGAAGCUGUCGUCGUUGGAGUAAACAAGGCCGUCCCUGGCCUUCUGCUAUUUCGCGCCGAGGAGGCUAAGAAGCUAUCCGAUACUGAGUAUUUAAACUAUAUCUGGCCAAGCAUUGAGGAUGCGAAUUCUCGCGCAGAACACUUUUCGCAGAUUGCCCGAGAUAUGGUGGUUGUGUUGCCUCAUACGGCUGUCUGUCCACGGACAGACAAGGGAUCCAUGAUUCGUGCCCAAGUGUACCAGAAAUACUCCGAUGUCAUUGACAGCAUUUACAACAAGGGCGAAGAAAGUGGCGACGGGGCCAUGGAACUCGACACUGCUGCAACCCAAGAGCACCUGAUGCGACUUUGCCGGGAGGAACUGGGGGUCUCAAUUUCUGGCCCAACAGCCGAAUUCUUUGCAGAGGGUUUCGACAGCCUAAAGGCUAUUCACAUGCGACGUUUGAUUUUGAGGGAUUUCAGAAUCGAUGACAACAAAUCUGUCAGUCAAAAUAUCGUCUUUGAUGCUGGUAGCGCUUCCCGCCUAGCGGAGUUCAUCCAAGCCCUCCAGAAUGGACAAGGACCAAAAGUCGAAGAUGAAGUAUCCCUGAUGCCUGGCUUGGUUGAGAAAUACUCCAAUUUCCGCCUGCAUAAACCUGUUGCUAAAUCUAAGACGACGAAGAAGAGCGUUAUACUGACCGGAGCAACUGGCUCAAUCGGAGCGCACACCCUGAUCAAACUGUUGAAUGAUCGUACCAUAUCCACCGUGUACUGCCUCACGCGUAGGGCCCAACCAAAAGAGGCUAUCAUGAAAGCGCUAUCACAGAAGAACCUGAGUGUCAUGCCUUUCCGAAGUCGCAAAAUCGUCGCUUUAGCGGGUUCAUUGGACCAGCCUGAUUUUGGUGUUGAUCCAGGCAUGCUGAACGAAAUGCGGCAGUCUGUAUCUCUCAUCAUCCACACUGCAUGGCCUGUCAACUUCAACCUACCCCUUUCCAGUUUCGAACCACACAUCAAAGGAUUAUACAACCUCAUUGAUUUCUCCCUCUCCGUCAAACUCCCUCAGCCUGCAACUGUCAUGUUCUGCUCGUCCAUCUCGACUGCUUUGGGUGCCAAAUCAUCUGAGGUCGCUGAGACCCCCUUGGAAGACUUGGACUGCGCCCUGGACAUGGGCUACGGUCGUUCCAAGCUGAUUGGAGAGCGAAUUGUUAGCAAUGCUCGAAGGUCAGGUGCUAGGACUUUCUCUUUGAGAAUAGGACAGGUUUCAGGGCACUCAAAGAAAGGCUUGUGGAAUGAUUCGGAAGCAAUUCCGUUGAUGAUCAGAUCAGCAUUGACUUUGAAAGCCUUGCCAGAAAUCGACACCACCUGCUCAUGGCUCCCGGUGGACAAACUUGCAAGCAGUAUUCUGGAACUGUCCAAGGCUUGCUCUCACCAAGACCUAGUCGACGGGCGGUCUGCGGGAUAUGUCGACGACUCCAUCUAUAACCUGUGCAACUCGCGAGAAUUCACCUGGUCAGCAAUGCUCAAAACACUCAGGAAGAGUGGAUUUACAUUUACCACCGUCCCAUUUGAAACUUGGCUUCAAAUGCUCCGGGAAAGCGAAGCUCGAGGCGAGGAGCAGGUCAACCCCGCUGUCAAGCUGGCCGACCACUAUGAGGAGAUGUACAGCGAAACUUCCUCGUUAGGAUCGCAAAAACAGAAGAUGAAGAAAUUCACCACCGAGAAGGCUGAACGAGAUAGCACGUCACUGAGGAAUGGUCGGCUGAGAAUCAUCGAAGACGGGAUUCUUGGUCGCUAUGCUCGAGACUGGUUGAAGCGCUGGUAAAACGUAUAAGAUGGCAGGCCUGCCUCUUGACCUUGUAUAUAUUGAUUCGUGCUCAUAGAUUGUAGUAACAUGUAUAUAGCGCCUGUUCUAUACAAAUAUCACCAAUUAGUCUAGAAG
Aspergillus wentii DTO 134E9 is the source of this 3310-nucleotide messenger RNA. RefSeq lists its product as uncharacterized. The transcript has 4 exons. Lineage: Eukaryota; Fungi; Ascomycota; Eurotiomycetes; Eurotiales; Aspergillaceae. The coding region runs from base 38 to 3193 and encodes 1051 amino acids. The record is from RefSeq and is a predicted model, not a curated record. Gene Ontology annotation, molecular function: phosphopantetheine binding.